AUGUAUUUUACGUAUAAACACGCGUUUUUAUAUAUUUUAUGAAGAUUCAUGCAGCAGUGGAUGAAAUGAGUGAAAAUAAUUUAAGAACAGUAUCUGGCGAUGUUGAUGAUGAGCGGGAGGCUGAUGUGGACUAUGCUCUGAGUGUCGCAGGCACUGGCAGCUACAACAUUAAGUACGUUCUUAACCUCUCACUUUUCCUGAUAGCAACGAUAAUAGAACCAGUAGGAUUAUCAUUUGUACUGCCCGCUGCUAAAUGUGACCUCAAUAUGUCGGACACACAGAGAGGUUUUAUCGCAUCCAUACCAUACAUAGGAUUAGUUGUGACGUCGUUUGCUUGGGGUUAUUUAGUGGACACACGUGGAAGGAAAAAUAUUGUGAUAUUGAGUUCAUUUCUUUCCGGAAUAUUUGCCAUCGCGUCUGCAUUCAUGCCCACAUUUUUUACAUUUGCUCUGACGAAAUUUCUGGUGUCAUUAUGUAUAGCCGGUCCUGCAGCCAUACCCUUUACAUAUAUCGGAGAAAUCAUACCCAAAAAAUAUAGAGAUACCGCUCUAUCAGUAACAAAUGGGCUGCAAAUGACAGGCGCAGUGUUGGUGCCGUUACUGGCGUGGCUAGUUUUGUCUUUUGAUUUUCGCAUAGACUUUGGGUCAUAUUUCUUCACUCCAUGGCGUCUUCUAACAAUAGUUAAUGCCCUGCCAUUUAUUAUAAGUUCAGUUUUGAUGUACUUUGGUCCAGAGAGUCCGAAGUAUUUGCUCUCGAAAGGCAACCACGAUGAAUCACUCCAAGUAUUGAGAACUAUUUAUGCGGCAAAUAAGGGCAAAUCUCCAGAUGAUUUUCCGAUAAAACGGUUAAAGAUGGAAAAUAGUGAAAAGGAGAAGCCAUCUUUUGUUAAAUCUCUUAUGAUGCAGUCGCUCCCACUCUUGAAACCACCAUACUUAAAAUGGAUGAUAUUAAAUGGUAUUCUUCUCUUUGGUGUUUUUGCGACACUUAAUGGCCUAAAUGUUUGGGUGCCUGAUCUACUGAAUAGAGUAUUUACCAGUGGAUAUGAAGGCAAAACUGCAUGUGCAAUAAUCUCCCAAAGACAGAAUGAGAAGGUGAACGAAGACACAGAAUGUGAUGACUCCAUAGGCACGUUGACGUUUGUCAUAAGAACAAUAGGGAGCGCGGCAUGUGCUGUCAUCGGCUUGGUAGCAGGGAGUUCUGUUAAGUUGAUUGGGAAAAAGUUUCUCUUAAUUCUCGUGUACAUGAUAAUCGGCAUUUGUAUUGUGAUGAUCAACUUUGUAACGCAACAGAUUGUGUUUGCAACACUUUUGUCAUCGAUAGCUCUUACUGCACUAGCUAUUGGACCCAUCAAUGCCUUUUCUGUUCAAAUAUUUCCAACUCAUUUAAGAGGUAUGGCGAUAAGCUUAACAAUGAUGAGUGGUCGAUUUGGGUCUAUCGUUGGUGCCAACGUUAUCGGAAGUUUGAUAAAUGCCGCUUGUGAAGUGACAUUUUACAGUUAUGGAGGCGUGCUUAUAGUUUGCGGACUUCUUUCAUUUAUACUUCCAAGAGCAAAGACAAAUAAAUAAAUGCAAAUGAGGGAAAGGUUAUUGUUGACUGACUAGCUGUCUGAUAGGAACAAAACUUAAUUGUAAGAAAUAAAAAUUUGUAUAUUUCGUA
This is a messenger RNA of Leptidea sinapis, 1656 nucleotides long. RefSeq names its product synaptic vesicle glycoprotein 2C-like. Gene Ontology annotation, molecular function: transmembrane transporter activity. The transcript is spliced from 10 exons. Bases 39 to 1565 code for a protein of 508 amino acids. The record is from RefSeq and is a predicted model, not a curated record. Lineage: Eukaryota; Metazoa; Arthropoda; Insecta; Lepidoptera; Pieridae. Gene Ontology annotation, biological process: transmembrane transport.